Molecule: messenger RNA, 3476 nt
Organism: Entelurus aequoreus (snake pipefish)
Lineage: Eukaryota; Metazoa; Chordata; Actinopteri; Syngnathiformes; Syngnathidae
Product: oocyte zinc finger protein XlCOF6-like
Exons: 4
Coding region: 600-2837 (745 amino acids)
Biological process (GO): regulation of cytokine production; regulation of immune system process; negative regulation of transcription by RNA polymerase II
Cellular component (GO): nucleus
Molecular function (GO): RNA polymerase II cis-regulatory region sequence-specific DNA binding; DNA-binding transcription factor activity, RNA polymerase II-specific
Source: RefSeq, a predicted model, not a curated record
GCGGAGCUCAACUGAACUGAGAAAGGAACAAAUCAGUUCAUGAAGUGAAUCGGUUCAGUACGUUCACUCAAAAGAUUCGUUUUUUCGAACGAAUCGUUCGCGAACGACACAACGCUAAUGCGCAGAAGCCAACUUGGAAGUGGUCCAUUGAAAGGUUGCUAGCGCGACCUCCUGUACUGUAGAAUGUAGUAUGGACCAUAGGACAGGACGAAGAAGUCCCGUUAAGAAGCUGUGGAGGCCUAAGAUGCUCUACUAGUCUGCUGGAAAUCCAAAGAAGACGAAGGAGUAAAAAGCAAAAUGGCGUUUGACAGAGAAGGACUAAACGUGGCCACUGGCCAUUAUUGUUUCUCUAUUUGUAUUUAGUGCAUACAUGUACGCAUAUAUGUCGUGUAGUAGAUGAAACGUUGUUAGUCAUUGUUUGUAUCCGGAUACAUUAGUCUGAGCGCACUUUAUGUGCUAGCUUAGCUUGCUAGUUAGCUUAGCUUGUUAGCUGCUAUCAAAGAGACGCGGACGUUAUCAACACAUCGCUAAGUAGAGAUCAAAUGUGAGUGUAAAGUGUUGUGAUUGUGUGAAAAUGUGCGAAAGAACGAUAGCAAAGUAUGAGGAGGAACUUUGUCCAACAAAAGAGGAGAAGGAGCGACAACAUCAACUAUUGGACGCUGUUUUCAAGAAACAUCAAGUUGUGUUACACAGAACAGGUACAUGAGUAUUUUAGUGGUAUGGUGUAUCUUCUACACCAGACCAACUGCAAGAAGAUGUACUCUGUCACCUACCAAGAGCCUCCCCACGUUAAGGAAAUGGUUGGUGGAAAGACGUCCAGCAGCCCCCUCACGUUAAAGAGGAAGAGGACGCUCCACAGCCCCCCCCACAUUAAAGAGGAAGAGGAGGAUCCACAGCCCCCCCACAUGAAAGAGGAAGAGGAGGAAGUGUGGAUCACUCAGGAGGGAGAGUGUCUUCUAGGGCAGGAGGAGGAUGAUGUCACCAAGUUUCCACUGACUGUUGUCUCUGUGAAGACUGAAGAGCAUGAAGACAAACCACCUGAGUCCUCACAGCUUCAUCACAGUCCAAACGUCUGUGAAGAACAACUUCUGCCUGAAAAACAGGAGUGUAACUUCAGGAUGGUGAAGGAGGAUCCAUCAAAGAGGAAGACCAGGCGCCACGGACCCUCUGGCGUCUCCUUUUCCUCUUUGACACAGACCCUUCCCUGUAAAAAGGAAGAGGAAGACUCACUGACCCCCCACAUUAAAGAGGAAGAGGAGGAACACAGCAUCAGUCAGGAGGGCGAGCAUCUUGAAGGACUGGUGGAGUUCCCAGUGACUGGUGUCCCUGUGAAGAGUGAAGAUGAUGAGGUCAAAGGUGAAAGUGAGGAGAAGAGAGAGGCGGAGCCUCCAAGCAGCAGCUCAACACAACACAUGACAACAGAAGCUGAUGGAGACCACUGUGGAGGAUCACAAGCAGACAAGCUCAAAGAUGAUAAGACAUGUCACACUGACAACACACACUUGAAAUGUUUUCACUGUGACAAAACCUUUAAAUACCAUUGUCGUCUGAAAAGACACAUGAGAGCACACACUGGAGGAAAACCUUUACUACAAGGUUUUGAAGAAAGUCGCCAUUUGAAAGUGCACGUGAGAACACACACUGGGGGAAAAACUUUUUCCUGUUCCAUCUGUGGUAAAGGUUUUGUAAAAAGUUGUGGUUUGAAAGUACACACAAGAAUACACACUGGUGAAAAACCUUUUUCCUGUUCAACCUGUGGUAAAAGUUUCACACAAAGUCAGGGUUUGAAAACACACAUGAGAGCACACACUGGCGAAAAACCAUAUUCCUGCUCAGAAUGUGGUAAAUGUUUCACACAAAGUCCGGGUUUGAAAACACACAUGAGAACACACACUGGUGAAAAACCUUUUUCUUGUUCAAGCUGUGGCUCAUCUUUUUCAACGAAGGAACAUUUAAAUGUGCACAUGAGAGCACACACUGGUGAAAAGCCUUUUUCCUGCUUAGAAUGUGGUAAAUGUUUUACUCAUCACCGCAGUUUUAAAAUGCACAUGAGAACACACACUGGUGAAAAGCCUUUUUCUUGUUCAAUCUGUGAAAAAGGUUUUGUACACAGUCACAAUUUGAAAGUACACAUGAGAGCACACACUGGAGAAAAACCUUUUAUCUGUUCAAUCUGUGGUAAAGGUUUAGUAGAAAGUCACAAUUUGAAAGUGCACAUGCGAACACACACUGGUGAAAAACCUUUUAUCUGUUCAAUCUGCAGUAAAGGUUUUGUAAAAAGUUGCAAAUUGAAAGUACACAUGACAACACACACUGGUGAAAAACCUUUUACUUGUUCAAUCUGUGGUAAAGGUUUUGUUCUAAGUACAUAUUUGAAAGCGCACAUGAGAAGACACACCGGUGAAAAACCUUUCUCCUGUUCAAUCUGUGGUAAAGGUUAUGUACAAAGUCACAAUUUGAAAGUACACAUGAGAACACACACUGGUGAAAAACAUUUCUCCUGUUCAAUCUGUGGUAAAGGUUUUGUACAAAGUCACAAAUUGAAAGUACACAUGACAACACACACUGGUGAGAAACCUUUUUCUUGUUCAAUCUGUGGUAAAGGUUUUGGUAAAAGUAACUAUUUGAAAGUGCACAUGAGAACACACACUGGUGAGAAACCUUUCAUAUGUUCAAUCUGCAGCAGAAGCUUUUGUCAACGAUCAAACCUUGAAAGACACAUGAGAACACACCCAGGAGAGAAAGUGUUGAGUUGCAGUGUGUGCGGUGAAAGAUUAUCUUCUAAGUACCAGUGUAAGAAACACAAGUGUGCUGGUGAGAACAGCAGCAGCAAAUGAAACUGCAGGAUUAGAAAUAAACUGUCAAGACUUUAAUGUUGACUUUCUAACAACAUCAGCACAUAUAACAUGUGUGACGUUGUUUGUGUAACAAUCUUUUUAAUAUGGUUCUACAUUUAUAGAUUAGAUAUUUUAUAUUGGUGCUUUUUUCAGUCAAGUAAAUGCAUUAAUAUGCAACAUUGUGUACUUUUAUUAAACAUUGAACAGAACAAUUUGACUGAAAAGGUGAGAGUAAACAGUACAAGACAUAUUUUACAUUUUAUGUGUAUAUAUAUAUUCAUAAUACAAUUUUAGACUUAUUCGUAAUAGUGUUUUCUAUAGGUGUUUGAAAUAUUGAAGUAUUACAUAUUAUUUCUAAUUGUUAAUGAUCCCAUAGGUUAGCACCUUUAUAUGAUACACAUAUGUACUGGUUCACAUCUGAAACAUCUUCUGGACCACUUCAGGAAGCAAUUUAUUAUUUACUUUAUACAUCAUUUGAACAGUUGUCUUUUAUACAAUUUUAAAAUGUGUAAUUUUAUGAAUCAUUUGUUGGGUCUCUAUAAUCCAUUUUAUUAAUCAUCUGUAUUACUCUCUUGUAAUAUGAUUGUGUUGUGAUUGUUUUAUAUGUAUGUACUCGGACAUUUAUGCAAUAAAAACAUG